UUGUUGCUUCUUUGUCACAGUGAGAUGGGGAAAUUGUUCCUCUGUGGGAACAAGGAGGAGCGCGUCAUUCGGCGAAAGUUGCAUUAAGUAGUGGACACCGCCUCCCCCUCUCCUCCUCCCCCUCUGCCCCCCCCCCCUACUCUUCCUCGCCAUCAUCAACACGGAGGGCAAGUUGGUCAAGCAGAAUUGAAGGAGUCGCCCCACAUUCCGACCAUAACUUGGCCACAGACGAUGAAGGAAUGCAUCGUCCCCUUUCGAGGGUACUCAACAGAGCAGCCAAGGAAAAUAUUUGCAGAAAAACUCCCUUUAAGUUAUCUUGAUCUUCUUUAUAGUGGACAAAAGUGAUGAUAUUGCUGUGUAUGUGAAGUAUGAGGAGAAGUAUUUAGAGGGGAAACAAAUGGGACUUUUGCAUGCAAGAACACUUGGUGAAUUGAUAUCUCUACAACACGCCAAGAAAACUAUGGAAUUGGAACUAAAUUUACUUUCUGUCACCAGAUUGUUAGGUGGUGUGUAAUUAAAUACACUCGGUUCGCCGGAAUUCAUACAUGGUAAACUAGACUUGCCUCUGCACACACAUAAAGAUGUGCCGCUUUUUACUCCAACACAUAAAGUAGAGCCAUAGAUAUGUUUUUUGUUUCACUCGCAGCAGUAUUAGAAAAUACACUGUGACGUUCCAUCAACAGUGUUGUUUUGUCACCAUCUUUUGACAUCUUUCUGUCAAGGAAGUAUGUUGAGCAAUGUGGUUGGAAAGAUCUUCAAAGAGACGUGCGGCACAAAGACCUUGUUGGAGUUCCAACAUCGGGCUGAUAAGAUGAGUGGUUUCCCUCCUUCAAAGAUGUUAUAAUCAGGAAAUAAACCAAAGCGUUUGACGUUCCAAAGAAAAUAAAGAAGACAAUGGAAGAAUGCACAAACGCAUGCUUGUAUGUAUUGGCUGUCAGCCAUGAACUCUUAAUGGAUGUUUUAUCAAUGAUAAUGAGAUGUUCAAGCCAUAGUCUCUAAGAAGUUAGGACAUGGCAAGAAGGCAAGUUUCCUUCUGUGUUCAUGAAACCUUCAGGUCAUGAAACAAUGUGGGAGGAUGCCUUUGAGGCAUUUAAAUAAAUACCACCUUUUCCACCGCCUUCUGUGUGCUUAUAAUUCGGAAUAGUAACAUCACUUGAGGUUUUCCAUUGUCCAGGUUUUUUUUAAGGUUUGGUUACUUCGCAUUGUCAACGAUAUGUGUAUUGUAGUUAACACAUUGCUACUCACUACCAGCUACCGUUGUCAGUGUCAGAACUGAUCAUCCAAGAAAUAAACACAACACUAUAAAAAUACAACUCACGAGGACCCACUGUUAUCCUCUGUCUUAUAUGUUUUUGCCGAAAAAGUAACUGGGUUGAGGUUAGGGGUCAUUUACGGUGCUGUUUUUUUUUUCAGGUGGACCCCGGGCUUCAAUAUGGAGCAAAAUUAUGAACAAUUCGCACGCAAGGUUAGCACAAAACCGUCAGAGUUUUGCUCGAAAACAACAAAAAAUGUCAAGAACCGACAACUACAACAUCUGGAAUUUAUUUCAGUCUCUCCCUCUCUCGCCUCCUCUCUCACUCGCACUCCCUCGUUCUUGCUCUGUUGCCAAGGCUACCACACAGCCUCUUGCUGCAUAUACCUAGAUGAAGCUGCUGCUGCCACUCUGCUCCAGGAUACAAACAAUAGCGAGCCCAUCACACGCAAACACCCACCGCAUAAGUCCCCUUGGCCUCCGCUAACCUCGCACGCAUCUUCAAACCAACCCGUCCGUCUCUUCCUCGCAUGCGAGCACGCUCCAUCUCCAGCAGGCAGGGGAGCAGCAAAGGAAUUGGUGUUUGGCUGCUGCUCUUUGGCUCAGAGGGAGAAGAGCGCCAGAUGGCCGUUUGAAGCAGGGCUCAUUCAGGUUGCUUCUCGAUGGCCAACGUUGACUGGUUGCGGCAAGAUAAAGGGUUUAUCUUCAUCAUGUGAUCUGACUCCCACGCCAUCCUUUUCUUCGCUCUACCUUAAGAGCCUUCUAUCAACAGGAGGAUCAUGACCCGACGCCUGAGCAGCUCCACCCGCUCCCACACCGAGGACUCCAUCUUCCUAAGGCCUGAUGAGGACCCUGUUUGGCUGGAUGAGCCCACAAAGACAGGAAAAAGAGUAGAUAGAGCCUCGAAAACUGAAGAAUUGCUUGGAAGAAAAGAUGAAAGCACAGAGGGGCAAAGUUCACGACAAGAAGAAGUGUUUUUGCAUAAAGUGUACAGUCUGGUGGUCCAGUUCCACUACUGGGCCGCUCUCUUUGUCAUCUCCCAAGUCACGGGGUACUGGAUGUUCUUUGUGGUGGAAGGAAAUGGGCCCUUUGCCUCUAUCUAUAAAGCCCUCCAGGUCAUCGACUUCUAUCUCGGCUUUGUCUUACCCUGCCACCCAAUAUUUGGAAUGGAUUCUAUGAAGGAUGUAGUAAACACGACACAGCAAACAUGGAUCAUCUACGCCACUGUAGGCAUUGGAGUUACCAUCUGUGUUUCUAUGGUCGUCCAUAUGGUGUGUAGGUGGCGAUACGGCACUGGCUUGAGCCCACCUGGAAGCGCUUCAAGAGACAUUGGAGACAGACGUCAGUCUGUGAGCCGUCAGCCCUCCUUCACCCUGUCAGAGUGGACGGACGCCCAAGAGGACCUGAUGGAUCUGGAUGCCGUGCCUCAGACUCCAGUCUUUGAAAUGGGAACUGACAGCAAGCCAGAGGGAGAUGCUGCAACUCUCACAGUCACACCGGUGGGGCUUCAAGAGAGGAGAGGCUCCAAUGUUUCCCUGACCUUGGACAUGUGUACGCCGGGCUGCACGGAGCCUUACGGCUACGGAGCCCAGCUUUCCCCAAGGGACCAGUCAGCCCAAGAGUACCUCCGGCAGGGCACACAUAUUCUCACCCCUGCCAUGCUACACACACGGGCUAUGGAUGACCAGGGCCUGCAGGCGGAGUUCUAUGAAACUCCAAUGAACUUUGUGGACCCUAAGGAGUACAACUACCCAGGGCUUGUGAGAAAGAACCGCUACAAAACCAUCUUACCCAACACACACAGUAGAGUGAUCCUAAAGUCACAAGAUGAAGAUGAUUUCCUCAUUACUUACAUCAAUGGCAAUUAUCUCAAAGGUUAUGGGGGUGAAGAGCGUGCAUACAUCGCCACGCAGGGUCCAACAGUAAACACGGUGGGGGACUUCUGGAGAAUGGUGUGGCAGGAAAGGACCCCCAUCAUUGUAAUGAUCACCAACUUGGAGGAGAAAAAUGAGAAAUGUGCCGAGUACUGGCCUGAGGACACUGUGACCCAUGAGGGGAUUGAAAUCACUGUUGUCACGGUAACACAGGAGGACGACUACAGUCUGAGGGUGUUUACUUUGAAGUGUGGAGAUGAGGAACGGAGUCUGCGGCAGUACUGGUACACCUCAUGGCCUGACCAGAAGACACCAGACAAAGCGCCACCUCUUUUAGAGCUGGUACAGGAAGUGGAAAGAGCCAGAGAGGAGGCCCCACCCACUAGUGGCCCUGUAAUCGUGCAUUGCAGUGCUGGAAUCGGUCGGACUGGCUGCUUCAUCGCCACCUCCAUCCUCUGUAAGCAGCUAAGGAUGGAGGGAGUGGUUGACAUCUUGGGAACAACCUGCCAAAUGCGUCUGGACAGGGGUGGGAUGAUCCAGACAUGUGAGCAGUACCAGUUUGUGCAUCAUGUCCUCAGCCUGUAUGAAAAGCAGCUGUCUCACACCUCUGAAGAAUAGUGCUUGCACAGUGGCCACGCCCACACUGAGACACACCACUGUACACUGUGCUGCUUCUGGCGGUCCACACCACUGUACCAAGCAUCAUGUCAUGUGUCACCCUUUAAAAAAAGUUCACAUCAUUAUAUUGAUCCAUGGCAGACUUGAACAGAAACCUCUACUUGUUCACAUUUCCCUAAUAACAAAAUAAGCAUGUAAAUUGCAAGAUAAUAAUCUUCUGAAAUGUUAUCAUUUGCCAUACUGAGGUUAUCACAUUUAUCUGCAUGAGACACCACAGAGUCAUGAGUAAGCAUCUGGAGCUCUUGUGUGCAUUAAAAUGCGAGAAAUUUAAUAGUUGGAAACAUUAUGAGAUGG
Syngnathus typhle (broad-nosed pipefish) is the source of this 4098-nucleotide messenger RNA. Its product is annotated as tyrosine-protein phosphatase non-receptor type 5-like. Gene Ontology annotation, molecular function: protein tyrosine phosphatase activity. Gene Ontology annotation, biological process: protein dephosphorylation. The transcript has 16 exons. NCBI's taxonomy places the organism in Eukaryota, Metazoa, Chordata, Actinopteri, Syngnathiformes, Syngnathidae. The record is from RefSeq and is a predicted model, not a curated record. Bases 2032 to 3744 code for a protein of 570 amino acids.